GUUCUCGUUGGUUUGGCUUUUAUGUGGCUGUGGUUUAUAAGAAAGAAGAGAGAGUGUUUAAAGUGGUUUUUGGAACGCCAGUUGAAGAGUCCUAAGAACUCAAGUUUCGCUGGUUUCUAUAAGCAACCACUUGUCGAGAACACUCAACAGAGCCUUCACGUUCGAGUGGUUGAUUCACUUCUAAGUUUAUGCUCUUAUCUUUACUUGUUUGGUUUGAAAGUUCAUAGAGGCUGGUAUCAAUCUGGAUUAGUCAAGUCUAGUCAGUUGUACGUGAAAGAACCAAACGGAAGUAAACGACAAAUAUUCACUUUUGCAGUUGGGAACUAUACGUGGGGUGGCACAGGAAAGACUCCUUUUGUGAUGUUUCUUUCUAAACUUUUGGUCUCUAGAGGUUAUCAACCUGUGAUACUUUCACGUGGUUAUGGUCACAAGGAUGAAGCGAAAAUGAUGAUACGACAAGGACUUGCUAUUGAAGUCCUAACGGGUUCAAAUAGAGAAGAAGCUUUUCAAAAAGUAUUUUCAUCGGUCGUAUCUUCCUCAACGAUGGUAGUUAUAUUAGACGAUGGACUGCAGCAUUGGAGGUUGAAGAGACAAGUCAAUGUUUUGAUGGUCAAUGCAGCUCUUGCAUUCGGUGUGAAUGGGUACUUUAUUCCUCGAGGAUCUUUGCGUGAGCCACCAUGUGAAGCAGCUAGUCGCUCCACAUGUAUUGUGUUGCAUCACUGUAAUCAGGUUUCCGAUUUCCAGUUGCAACAAUUGAAAGCUUGGUUCCAAAUGCAGUGUCCUGAAAAGCCCAUUUUGACCAGCUUCAUGGUAGUUCGGUCACUUUAUUUGAUAACUCCACUGAGAAAAUUGGAUGUUUGUUCUUUAGAUAUCAUUGCAAACCAGAAUGCUGUCGUAUGUUGUGGAAUAGAAUAUCCGAGUGGAUUUCUUCGAACUGUAAUGGAUUAUUGUCAUCCUAAACAAUGCUUAAAUGGAAUUCCUACUAUGCUUCUUGGAACUUACUCAUUACCGAAAAAGACUAUUAUCGCAAUGAAGAUGUAUUUCAUCAACUUGUCCAAUACAGAGACGUGACAAAGCAUGUGCAAGUAUACGUUGUACAAGCAGAAUUACAAGUCCACUCAGGGAU
Molecule: messenger RNA, 1126 nt
Organism: Galdieria sulphuraria
Lineage: Eukaryota; Rhodophyta; Bangiophyceae; Galdieriales; Galdieriaceae
Product: tetraacyldisaccharide 4'-kinase isoform 1
Exons: 3
Coding region: 22-1071 (349 amino acids)
Biological process (GO): lipid A biosynthetic process
Molecular function (GO): ATP binding; lipid-A 4'-kinase activity
Source: RefSeq, a predicted model, not a curated record